Dromaius novaehollandiae (emu) is the source of this 2905-nucleotide messenger RNA. It is a transcript of the gene RAB14, whose product is annotated as RAB14, member RAS oncogene family. Bases 253 to 900 code for a protein of 215 amino acids. Gene Ontology annotation, biological process: defense response to bacterium; endocytic recycling; phagosome maturation. The transcript is spliced from 8 exons. The record is from RefSeq and is a predicted model, not a curated record. NCBI's taxonomy places the organism in Eukaryota, Metazoa, Chordata, Aves, Casuariiformes, Dromaiidae. Gene Ontology annotation, cellular component: phagocytic vesicle; recycling endosome; trans-Golgi network. Gene Ontology annotation, molecular function: GTPase activity; GTP binding.
AGCCCCGGCGCCCGUCGAGAGUGGGAGGGGAAACCCCGUGCGAGGGGCGCCGCCAUCUUGGAUAAGGGGGGGUGAUGGGGGCGCAGUGGAGCCAGCGGAGCUGAGCUGCAGGGAGCCCCGGAGAGAGGCGGAGACCCGGCCCGGCUGCUGCCCAGCCCGAAGCGGAGCGCUCGCAGGGCCCACACGGGCGACCGGGCUGCCGCCGACAGAGCCAAGCUGCACAGCCACCCGCUCCCCGAGCCCAGCGCCACAAUGGCAACUGCACCUUACAACUACUCCUACAUCUUUAAGUACAUCAUUAUUGGGGACAUGGGUGUAGGAAAGUCCUGCUUGCUUCAUCAAUUUACAGAAAAGAAAUUUAUGGCGGACUGUCCCCACACAAUUGGCGUUGAAUUUGGCACAAGAAUAAUUGAAGUUAGUGGCCAAAAAAUUAAACUACAGAUUUGGGAUACAGCAGGACAAGAACGAUUCAGGGCUGUCACGCGAAGCUACUACAGAGGAGCAGCAGGGGCUCUCAUGGUCUAUGACAUUACCAGAAGAAGUACAUAUAAUCACUUAAGCAGCUGGCUGACAGAUGCAAGGAAUCUCACCAAUCCAAAUACUGUGAUAAUCCUCAUAGGAAAUAAAGCAGACCUGGAAGCACAGAGAGAUGUUACAUAUGAAGAAGCCAAACAAUUUGCUGAAGAAAAUGGUUUAUUGUUCCUUGAAGCAAGUGCAAAAACUGGAGAGAAUGUGGAGGAUGCGUUCCUGGAGGCUGCCAAGAAAAUAUACCAGAAUAUCCAAGAUGGAAGCCUGGAUCUGAAUGCUGCAGAAUCGGGUGUACAGCACAAACCGUCAGCCCCGCAGGGGGGGCGGCUAACCAGCGAACCCCAGCCCCAGAGAGAAGGCUGUGGCUGCUAGUGACCUCUGUUUCGUGGCUCCAUUUCUGACCUUUCACCUUUCUCUGUUGGAAGCGGUGCUUUUGACUGCUUCACUGUCUUCUGUACAUCUUAUUGGGUUUAAUUAAAACUCUGAGAAAACAAUUUAACACAGUACUAAACUGCUAAAUGACUUUAGAUGUAAUCAGGUUAUCAAAGGCAAGUAGAGUAAUAAAAUCUCUCCUGCAUGGUAAAUCUAGAAGUUUUUUUUUUUUCCUUGAUUGUCCUUGUGAUAGUGUCACCAAUACAUAAUUUAAACUGAGCACUGAUGCUGGACUCUUGAUUUUACACUUUUGCAGGGCUUUGUCUUGUACGGUUUAAUUUUAUGAUUCUUCAGCCUUUCUUCCCCACCUCUAACUGUUUAGAGCUGUCCAUAGUAAAGGGUAAGUUUUGCUGUGAAAUGACUUCUGAGGGUAGAAAGGGGCUCUGUAACAAUGUGCUCUUGUUGAAAGCAUUCCCUGUGGUGUGUGUUGGGGGUAGGGGGUGGGCUGGUGCAGGAGUGUACAACUUACUUCCAUCUUAGCCUAGCACAGGGAAACAAUCCAUUAAUUCUUGUGCUCACAGCUUUACAUCAUUUUUUGCCACUUUUAAUCCUUUACAUUUGUUAACAGAACGUAAAUAUGUAUAAAAUUUGAAGGAACUGAGCUAACAGUUAAAUACAUCCUGUGUAUAUGAUUUUAAUGAAGAAAAUGAUUACUGGCAUUAGAACAGUAUGUAAGAAAAUAUCAGUUUGUACAGUAUGGACCUAUAUGUGACCACAUUGCUCCAUUAGUACUACAAAACUAGGUGUAACUGCAGUUCACUAACAUAGGCUUAACUCCUUGGUGUUGACAGUGGACAUUGUGCUGGGGGAGCUCUAAUCCCAAUGCAGAAAUUAACACUAGUGGAAUAUGUCUUUCAUCUUUGCACUGUGGUAUAUCUAUGCCAUUUUAUUAAUCCUGUUCUGUGCAAUCAGCAGUGUGCUAACCUGCUUUUCUCUUCUGUAAGCAUUUUGCAUUAUUGGGCUUCAUUACCUGCCUUGCAUUGUAUACAAAGGCUGGUUCUCUUGCACAUCUUACGCUUUUAUACCUGUAACUUUUUGAAUGGUCAGAUACUGAACUGGACAGUCAACAACAUAUGUGCUCUCUAGGGAUUUUUAACUACUUCUGUAUUUUUUAACAAUACAGUGUGAGGUUUUUCUUUUCUUAGGACUUAGAUUUCUUCUUAAUAAAGACUCAAAACACAUCCUUUGUGGGAUGAUGCAAGCUAUAAUCCUGCUUGUAUAAAGAGGAGAUUUCAGGUGGCGACUGCACAUGUGGAUUCUGUUAUAGUACGUGAGGGGUUUUCUACUUUGUUCAAAAUUCAGAUGUGCUCUACAUGCAGUACCAUACUUCACGUGAGGCUUCACUUGGAAAAUGUAAAAUGUGCUUUAAAGUUGUAAGGGGGCAAGUGCUUAACAGUGAUCAAAUGUCCAACUCCUAGUCUUACUGCAGUGUUUAAAAUACAAAGUAGUCUUAAAAUCCCUGUCUAGACACUAAAACUCUACAAUGUUCAGACUUGUAAGUAAACAGUGGUACCAGAGUAUUGUACAGUCAAUGUUAAAUAAAAGCCAAAACUGGAAUGUGCAAACAAUAGGAUUUGAGUAACUUGUACACUGUCCCUUUGUUUUGUCUGGUUAGUCCUUUUUUUCUUUUUUCUUUUUUUUAACUAAUAAAAUAGUGAUAUGUUCAAGAUCUAUAGCUAAUGCAUCCUGCUUAAAAGAAGGUUGUACCACAAAGGGGUUUGCCCAGGGACCAUGACCUGCUGCUGAAAUGAAAUUUGGGUACAGCAAAUGUUCUAAUGACUACAGCUGGUUAAGGUGCAAUACCUUUAUUCCCAAAAUAAGUUACAGUAGGUCUUAAUUGUUUCUGUCACAGAAAGGAUGUUUGGACUGCUGUACUCUUCAUUUGAUGUAACAAUGCUAUUAAUCUAAAUAUUUGUAAAUAAAGUACCUGUAUCUAGAUAAACUA